GGCAAGUCCCCGGGGCUCACGGACUACGCCUAACCUGCUUAGAGAGUUCCAUCCAGCCUAGUGCCAGACCUUGCCUCAAAAGCAAAACGGGCUGACAGGUCAGCUGAGUGGGUGAAGGCACCUGCUGCUGAUCUGAUGACCUGAGUUUGAUUCCAGAGACUCACACAGUGAAGGGAGAGAGCGGACUCCUGGAAGUUGUCUUCUGACCUCUGCACAAGCAUCAGGGCACCCACCUCCAACCCCCCCCCAAAUAUAUAAACGUUUAAAAUAAAAAGAAGAAGCUGUCUGUAGGCACCAUGUCAGACCCCGAAGGUGGCAAAAAGAAGCCCCUGAAACAGCCCAAGAAGCAGGCCAAGGAGAUGGACAAGGAAGAUGAGGCUUUCGAGCAGAAACAGAAAGAGGAGCUAAAAGCCAAGGCCACGGGCAAGGGACCCCUGGCCACAGGCGGAAUUAAGAAAUCUGGCAAAAAGUAAGCUGUUCCUCAUAUUUGAGAUGAUGGUGACCCUCUUCCCUUCCUAUUUAAACAUCUGGAUUCCCUGCCAUAACAUCUUUGCCACCUACAGCUAGAAUGAAGUGUUACCCUGGAGCCUGUUG
Molecule: messenger RNA, 594 nt
Organism: Peromyscus leucopus (white-footed mouse)
Lineage: Eukaryota; Metazoa; Chordata; Mammalia; Rodentia; Cricetidae
Product: translation machinery-associated protein 7-like
Exons: 1
Coding region: 297-473 (58 amino acids)
Source: RefSeq, a predicted model, not a curated record